CCACAAUGCCUUCGUUCCUUGUGUGACCUUUCGGUGAUUUCCGCUAAAGUCGGUGUGUGAGUGUGUGUUGCAUGGUGGGAACGAUGGCCGCUUCAAAGCCCAUCGAACCUGAGGCCGGGUCUGGUCUGCCCCGGUGGCAGCUGGCGCUGCUGAUCGGGACCCCCAUCGUGCUCGGGGUCGGAGCCGCGUACCUGUGGGGCAGGAACCGGAACGGGAGUCAGGCCGGGAGCCGGGGGAAAGACCAGCCGAGUGAGCGCAAUGAGGAGAGGAAAACUCCCGAAGGCAGCGAGCAGGACAACAUGAGCCUUUUGGAUAAGGCACAGCUUGCUAAGAACAGGGGCAACAAGUUUUUCAAGGUUGGCAAGUUCGAGCAUGCCAUCCGUUUCUACACCGAGGCCAUCAUCCUGUGCCCCAAAGAACAGAAGAGUGACCUCUCCACCUUCCACCAGAACAGAGCUGCAGCAUUCGACCAACUGGGAAAAUGGAUUGAAGUGGUGGAGGAUUGUACUAAGGCUGUGGAAAUGAACCCGCGCUACGUCAAAGCGCUGUUCAGGCGUGCCAGAGCGCUGGAAAAACUAGACAACAGAAAAGAGUGUCUGGAAGAUGUGACGGCCGUAUGCAUACUGGAAGCCUUUCAGAACCAGCAAAGCAUGCAACUGGCGGACCGAGUGCUGAAACAGAUGGGACAAGAGAAAGCCAAGGAGAAAUACAAGAACCGGGAGCCUUUAAUGCCAUCGCCUCAGUUUAUCAAGUCCUACUUCAGCUCCUUCACUGAUGACAUCAUCUCGCAACCGCUCCAGAAGGGGGAGAAGAAGGACGAGGACAAGGAUAAGGAGGGCGAGGCUGCAGAGGUCACAGAGAGCUCGGGAUAUCUGAAGGCUAAGCAGUACAUGGAAGAGGAAAACUACGACAAGAUCAUUAGUGAGUGCACUAAGGAGAUUGAAUCUAAUGGCAGACACACCGCUGAAGCUCUGCUGCUAAGAGCUACAUUCUACCUGCUCAUUGGCAACGCCACAGCCGCCCAGCCCGACCUGGACCAAGUCAUCAACAUGCAGGAUGCUAAUGUUAAGUUGCGAGCAAACGCUCUGAUUAAACGGGGCAGCAUGUACAUGCAGCAGCAGCAGCCGAAGCUCUCCUCGGAGGACUUCGACAUGGCAGCUACAAUAGAUCCUCGGAAUUCCGAUGUCUAUCACCACAGGGGACAGCUGAAGAUCCUGCUGGACAAGGUUAGGGAAGCAGUGGAAGAUUUUGAUGAGUGUAUUCUGCUCAGGCCUGACUCUGCACUGGCACAGGCACAGAAGUGCUUUGCUCUGUACAGACAGGCUUACACUGGAAACAAUGCGUCUCAAGUGCAGUCAGCCAUGAACGGCUUCGAGGAUGUCAUCAGAAGGUUCCCAACAUGUGCAGAAGGUUAUGCCCUUUAUGCACAGGCACUGACUGACCAGCAGCAGUUUGGGAAGGCAGACGAGAUGUACGACAAAUGUAUUGAACUGGAGCCUGAUAAUGCCACAACUUAUGUCCAUAAAGGGCUGCUGCAACUCCAGUGGAAACAGGACUUGGACACGGGGUUGGAACUGAUUAGCAAAGCCAUCGAGAUUGACAACAAAUGCGACUUUGCCUAUGAAACGAUGGGAACCAUAGAAGUUCAGAGAGGAAACCUGGACAAGGCCAUAGAUAUGUUCAACAAGGCCAUUAACCUCGCCAAGUCUGAGAUGGAGAUGGCCCAUCUGUACUCACUUUGUGACGCUGCCUAUGCACAGACCGAGGUGGCCAAGAAGUACGGGCUCAAGCCCCCGACAUUGUAACCCUCCACCACCAAUCCCACAUCUACUGCUGAGCCUGAGUAUCUUAUAUCCAUGAACAUUUAUUUCAUUUUUUGUGUAAGGUGUUAAUCUAUCAUCACGAGAGAGAAUGCGAAGUCUGCUCUGGAAAUGUGAGAUUACGUUUACCUCAUUCGGAUUAGGGUAGAAAGAAAAUCCAAGCGAGGAGUGAGCCGAGUGAAGGGAGAAAUGAAACGGUGAGAAAGAGAAAUCAGUUCUCAACUGCCUGGCACUUGUGGUGAAAACUAAUUCCACCAUUCAUAAGGCAUGCACACAUUUCACUUAGUGCCACUCCUUAUGUGCCCUUUUGAAAUCCCUAAAUAAUUUGAAGUAUUGUAAUAUCAAUCUAUGCUAAAAAAAAAAAAUCUAUAUAUUGUUAGUAAUUUCAGACAAAUUCCCCUAAAGGCUUAAUGCUUUUCAUCUUCUUUUUUUUUUUAUUGAAUCACACAUUUUCAAUGGUCAUCUGUGUGCACACUGUUGAAAAAAUGUUAUUUUUGCUUGUUGUUGUGAUACAUUUGUUCAGAUGUUCCUGACAGUUUAGCCAUUAAAUACACAUCAUUGUUUUAUGAGAAGUACAGGAUGCAGUGUUUCAGUAAAGUUCUCUAAUCCACGUGUAACAA
Molecule: messenger RNA, 2440 nt
Organism: Silurus meridionalis
Lineage: Eukaryota; Metazoa; Chordata; Actinopteri; Siluriformes; Siluridae
Gene: tomm70
Product: translocase of outer mitochondrial membrane 70 homolog A (S. cerevisiae)
Exons: 12
Coding region: 72-1805 (577 amino acids)
Molecular function (GO): protein binding
Source: RefSeq, a predicted model, not a curated record